CCGUGCACAUGAUGGUACGAUCCCAUUUUAACAUGGCGGCUCCCCUGUAUCUGCUUUGUCGAAUCCCAACCACGAUUCUCUUAAAUAAACGUGUCUUUCCCGACUUUCACCCCCAAAGUCUCAGAUGUUGACGGCACGUCUGUUAGUUAUGUAGAUGUACUGCAAACGAGGACACGCCUUAUAUGUGAUCGUCUAAAAAGAUUUCACGGCAUGAUGUCGCUUAUGCCACAAGUAUGGUAAAAACAGAGGACCUAUCGUCUAUGGCGGACAGUUGGAGAGACGUGUUUGAGAAGGGACGUUUGAUUCCCCCGUCCGGGCAGAUGGUGCGCCAGGCUGUGGACGGCCACCUGACUUCAUCCCGCGGCGUCCAACUCACCCUCUGUCGGGUCACAGCGGCGCAUCUCCCCAAGGCGACCCCAGACGCUGAACCAGAUGCCACCUACCAGCUGCGAGUGACAUUCUUUGACAGAAAUCACCAGUAUUUCUUUGGGAGAACAUGGAAGAGCAGCCCGCAGAAGAUGAAAAACAACAAGAUGACCCUCAAUGAGAUCCUGUACUUCCAUACAUCUCUGCGGUUGCCCAGCAACGUGUUGGUUUUGGAGCUGGUGGCAUUGUCAGCAAGGUCAGAUGGUUCGCAACAGGCCGUGGGUCAAGGCUUCACCGUUUUGGAUCUUUUCCUCAACAAGACAGAGCCUCAAGGGGACAGAAGACUGAAUCUACUUCAUGGGUCACCAAGAGUUCUUCUGCACCCACUGCUGAAGGAUGUCGUUGACUACGGCGAUCACCUGAAAGCUAUUGACGAAACACAUUUGGAAUGUGUGCUCAAAGGACACCCUGCACUGGCUUCCAUGAUGCACCUCCUUCCAGAGAAUGUCCUCGUGUCAGGCAAUGAAACCAUUCCUGGUCUUGCAGCUUCUCCGACAGGGGAUGCACUUUUGAAACCUCUGCUGCUCAAGAUGCUGCCCUUCACAUUGAGCAGACUGACAAUCUGCCUCCAGCCGUCCCUCGAGGCCUUCGACAGUCAGCUGCUGCAGCUCAUCAAUGCCGACUGCCAGAACACGCAACAGCCAAGCCAAGAGAGCUCCCUGAAGACGGUUGUCAUCCAGGAAAGAAGGCUUCAUGUAGGGGUCCACAAUGGCUGGUGUUUCAUUGAUACACCGCAGAUAAUGGUGCUCGAGCCCCUAUCAGGGGUCAAAGGGCGAGUGGACAGCUCAGCGUCAUCAUCGGGACCCCAGACUCUAGGCCUCCGCAGCAACUUGGAGCUCAGGCUGAUCAAUCACCAAGCCAUAGCGGUUAUCUUCCAGCUGGAGUACGUCUUCUCUGCUCCAAUUGGCCGAGAGACAAUGCUGUCUGCCACAUCAGCAUCCCGGGCAGCCUUCCUGCAGUGCCUCCGUUGGGCAAUGUUGUGCCCAUUCCAGGAGCAGACAAACUGGAAGGGGGAAGAGACGCAGCUGGUUCUGCAAGGGGAUUCAAAGCCAAACCCUCUCAGUGUCAUGGUCUACAACUCAGCCGUAACUCAGAGCGCCGCGCCAAUCUCCACCUCUGACACAAUUCAGGAUGUGAUCAAAUUUCGGCUGUCCCCCAGUUCGGACAGAACGACAUCAAGUCCAAAGACAUCUCUGAGAACAAAGCUGGACGAUGCAUCACGAAAGGGACGAUCAUCCGCAUCACCCACUCAAAGUCAAAAUGACAUCCAAGCAGUUCCGUCUCCGGAAUCACCACGGGGCCCUAAGCUAUCACUGUCUCAACUGACAGCUACCUCACGCUCCCCGACCGUCAGCCAUUCCAGCCCGGGGUUGCCGUGGCAACAGUCGCUUCCUUCCCUUCUCCAGCCUUCUCCGACGACGCCGGCCCGCUGGCCGUCACAUGUUGCGAGAUCUCCUUCCCCGAGCGUUCACAGACAUGCGCAAAAUACACAUACGGAGGCCUGCUCAGCUCUCAGCAGCACUACACACCUUGAGAUGGACCUUCAGCCAGUAAGGGAUGGGACGCAUUCAGCUAAACACGAGGAAGACCAACUUCGGGAGCUCCCGUUCACUCUUGUUCAUGCCCCUGUCAUUACAGCGGGUGUGACUGCACCAAGUUUGUCCACAGUCAGUUCCAGGAGUUCACUGGCCCACCUCUACUCUGCUGGCUUCCCCGAUAUUGUGGAUUCGAAAGGGCAGGUGGCAGAAGUCUUGGACCCCACAGAGCCGGUGCCCUUUGAGCCACACCGUGAAGAAAUGGAUCCACUGCAGGAGAAUCUUCUGGUCUUCCAGUUUCUUGCAUUUACAAGAAUGCCAAUGGUGGGGAUUGGUCCCAAAUGGCCUGCCAACAUCUACUUCACCUUCCAGUUCUACCGUUUUCCACCAGUCACGUCACAGCAGCUUCGACUACAGAACAGCGACAAGGUGCAGCAGAAAACAAGCGAGCUGCUUCCUUGUGUCCUGACUUCCAUCAACAAUGACGGCUCUGUCAACUCUGAUUCUCCUGGGCUGCAGGUGCAGUUCAGAGUCGAUGACCGUUUUCUAAAGCCAGGGGAGAAGCAGUGGUUCCUGCGCUACCUGGCCCUUCACACCAUGCAUGUUGACGUCUGGGACAGUGACUCAUUGCUGCUCAUCGGUUCAACAGCCAUUGAGCUCAAGCACAUGUUGCGGCACGGUAAAAUGGCAGUGCAAGCACUCCAUGAGGUGGAGGUUCUGACAACCGACCAUAUGGGAGAGGAAAGCUUGCAGAUGGGCGACGCCUCCAACAACGCCAUGGCGGUCAACACCGUCGUCAGGGGUCGGCUGCAUGUCCGCACUGGGAACAUUGGGUCCCAAGCAGAUCUGAGUAGGAGAAGGACGGUGGACCGCAUGCAGUCUCAUUCUUACAUCAUCAUCCCCCGUGAAGUCACUGGCAGCUUCGCGGGGGGGAGCUUGUCCACCAGGAAUAUUCUCCAAUUUAAUGCGAAGAACACCGCACAGGCGCAGAGACUGCAGGUACAAGAGAAACACGGGCUGGCGUACAGCGCUAGGCUCAACAAUGCCACCAUCUUGUCAGGGGGAAAAAACAAGCCCGACAGUGGCCAUCGCAAGCUGGAGUGUAUGGCCGCCGUGCACCAAAAGGAAGCUUGUCAAACGACUCGUGUCACGGAUGGGGCUAACGAAGUUCCUUUGACCAAAGAACUUUCGCGGGCCCCCUUCUUUCAAGAUCUGAACAAGGCUGAGGGCAUCAGCAACAUGCUUUGCCACGCCAUCACCACCCCUCAUCAACUCUUUGCCAGCCUCGGCUCUGCUGAGUACAUGGAAUUUGCGCUAAAAAACCCUUUCAACACUCCUCAGACAGUCACCAUCCACAGCAAUGAUCCUGAGCUCAGUGUCAUCACCAACACAAAAGAGUGGCAGUACUUUAAAGAACUGACCAAAACACCCACUUCGUUGGAGGAGGACAUGUUUCACGUGGAGGAAGGAGCUCCAGGGCCAAAGGUUUACCUCCGACCGAAGGAGACCGUUCAUAUCCCGCUCAAAUACCAGAGCUUCCUGUGUGACCACAACAUGACUCCUCAGGGGCCGAGCUUUCUACCUCCAAGCAAAAGUUCGAAUGCGGCUAAGAAGAUUCCGUCCAAUAUCGUUGCUGCCAAAACCGUCAAGGUUUCUUUCAAAGCAGAAAACGGUGACCCCAUCGCCAUCUGCCAGGUGAUCGUGGAGCCAUCGCCUCACAUUGUCGAUCAGACGUUCCGACUUUACCACCCACAACUCAGUUUCCUCAAGAAGGCCAUCCGCUUGCCGCCCUGGCACACCCUCUCUGCCGUCGGAGGCACGGAUGCCGAGACUCACAUUUCUGUACGCUGCAGUGACCCAAACGUCAUCUGUCAGACCCGAAUGAUGGUGCCAGGAGAGCCUCAGGAUGUGUACUUGAAAGUACCCGGAGGUCCGAGUCCCAACAUCAAAAUGUUCUUUGUGAUGGUUUUCACUGAUAAGUGGAUGGCCGCCCCUUCGCAGAUCUGGCAGGUUUACGUGCACUUUGUGGAGCGGGUGGAUGUCAGCUGUGUCACCGGCCAGCGGAGUUGUCAAUCACUGGUGCUGAGGGGGAGGCAGGCUGCUCGCAAGGUCAAAUGUUUCUCAUCACAUCCGCAGGAGAUUGAGGUCAACCCUGGAGGUGUUUUCCUGUUGCCCCCCGCAGGAGUGCAAGAGCUCCAACUGAAGGUGCAGCCAUGGCGGGCAGGCAGUCGCUUCCUGUACGUGAACGCGGUGGACGUGGACCAGAGGCAGUUAGUCACCGCUUGGCUACUGUGUCUCAACGUAAACAGGCCUGUGCUGUCCAAGGCAUUUGAAGUAUGUGUCCCAGUUAGCAGUGGUCGUGGCAGCUCCAAAAAAAUCACCUACACCAACCCUUACACCAGCGGCCGCACUUUCCUGCUCCAUUCCGACCAUCCGGAUUUGCUCCAAUUCAAGGAGGAUAAAUUCCAGGUGAGCUUGAUGGGGGAGAAAGUUACACCAUCGGACUGCGCUUCGCCCCCAGCCAGAGUGCGGGUUCAGUGGAGAUCCUGGUCUACGUGAACAACCUGGAGGAGAAGACGGAGGAGACGUUCUGCGUGAAGGUCAACUACUCAUGAAUCCGUGGCUGUCAAAUGCGCGCUUUUGUUUUUCUACAAAAAUAUCUCCUUUUGUACUCGCUGUAUGAGCCUUUUGUUUUCUAUUGUGUAUUUGUGAGACUUGGCCUAUUAGUUGCUGUCUGAAUGGACAAGAGGAGGCUUUAUUUUUGUGCUAUUUUAACGAGCCUUCCCGAAAUAAAUCAAACGCUGACCAACACAACUUAAUCAUCUCAGCCGUUACUCUCUUUGUCCCCGGCUUAGCAUUUUUUCCCUCCUUUGAGGUGUCCAGCCAAUAUUACAUGACAGUUCAUCCCCGACCAUCAGGAAGGGCACUGAGGGUGAAAGCAAUAACAUUUUAUGAACUUUAAUUACCCAGCAAACACUCUUCAAUGCCACUUUAUAGUCAGGUUUUAAUCUAGCACAAGCCAGGGGUCCGCGUCCCCCUCACCUUCCAAACAAUUUAUCCUCAUCGCGCCAUUAUUAGAUGCGCCGCCAUAAUGGGGGUAUGAUGUUUUUAAGCGAGGAGCACCCUUCCCUCUUGCUGCGUCUCGCGCAGAGAGAACGGCGUGCACAUUGUGUUACAUAACGGGCCCGUUACGCAAUCCCCUCCGCCCCCCUCCUGUCUCGUUUUCUCCCUCAUUAGAAUGCAGGCGGCAAACUAAGCUUUGAGCGCGGCAGCGAAAGCUAAUAAAAUGAAGAUAACAGCCCAGUCGGGUACACUUCAUCUUUACCUUCUCUAAUAUGUGGUCCGAAGCGAAAUGCUCAUUUUCAGAUCUUGACACGGUGCUUCCACACAGUAUCAAAUUUUUAUGAGCAGAGAGUACCGGAGGUCUAUGAAAGGGGGUACAAUGUUGAGCAUAAAUCAUUCAUUUUAUUCCACACAUAAAUAGUGAUACUUAUCUCAAAUGAUAUGUGUUGAAGUCAAUCAGUCGAAGUCCAAAUGUAGGUUAAAACAAAACAGGACGAGAAUAAAGAAAAUGCUGAGGAUCGGCAAGACCCAAGACUGGGUAGAAUGCCUCCACACUUUGCAUCCGAGCGACUGUUUACAGGCUCGGGUAGGUUGAUUGUGAUUGCGUAGGAUCAUCGAAUUGGGGUGAGGCCCACAUUUGUUUUAUGCCGAGGAUGCACCCGGAGAUUUACGGAGACCCCCCCCCCCCAUCCAUGAAAAGUGGAGGAGGAAAUCAUUUCUUACCAUGAAACAUGACACAGAUUGUUGACAUGCAUGGACCCAUUUGACUUACAGCUUACGGUUCUCCAAUUGGGGGUGUGCGUACACCCGGGGCGACGUGAAAGCACUUCGGGGAGUGUGUGACAUUUUGAAAUCUAUUUUAAAGCAUUCAUGCAAAAAAAAAAAAAAAAAAAAAAGCUUGAUUGCAGCAGUUGCAUCACUGCCAACAAGAAUGACAAAGAUCCUCGUGAGGCACAAGCCCAAAGUGUCUCACAGAAACGUGUCACAAAAAGCAAAAACAGUCAGGGCCAAAAAAAGAAC
Hippocampus comes (tiger tail seahorse) is the source of this 6044-nucleotide messenger RNA. It is a transcript of the gene nphp4, whose product is annotated as nephronophthisis 4. The record is from RefSeq and is a predicted model, not a curated record. Gene Ontology annotation, cellular component: ciliary basal body; cytoskeleton; non-motile cilium. Gene Ontology annotation, biological process: negative regulation of canonical Wnt signaling pathway; protein localization to ciliary transition zone. Bases 234 to 4520 code for a protein of 1428 amino acids. The transcript is spliced from 29 exons. NCBI's taxonomy places the organism in Eukaryota, Metazoa, Chordata, Actinopteri, Syngnathiformes, Syngnathidae.